This is a messenger RNA of Drosophila bipectinata, 831 nucleotides long. RefSeq lists its product as uncharacterized. NCBI's taxonomy places the organism in Eukaryota, Metazoa, Arthropoda, Insecta, Diptera, Drosophilidae. The record is from RefSeq and is a predicted model, not a curated record.
AUGGAAAGUGCCAUCACUAGAAACUAAUGCUUGAUUUUUGUAAAUAAAUGAAGCACCAAAAAUGAAUAAGCGUAAGGAUAAGCAUAAGGAACAACUCAACAGAGUAACUAGAGAGUGGGGCAAGACCAAGUUCAAGCCGUUCAACCCAAGAACUGAAAUUACUCCAAAUCCCGAGCCCACCGCAAAACCGUGGCAGCACGUGAAGAACGACAUCAUAGAUGCCUCCGAGGAGAUGAACAGUGCGGAUCGCCUUAAUGUGGAAAGCGAGGAGGCUAAGAAGUUUAUGAAGCAGCGAGAGAAAAAUCACAGAAGGAACGUAAUCGAAGCGAAGCGAAUGGAAGCCACCAAAUGGGAGUCCUUUGACGAUGAGCCCAAACCUCAGAAAAAAAAUAAAAACAAGAAGCCCAAGGAUAAGGCCACCUUCAAGGAGUGCGGAAAAGGAGAACUGCCCACUGAAGCCCAAAAAACAAGCCCAAAUGAAAUCAAGAAGCCCAAGGAUAAGGCCACCUUCAAGGAGUGCAGAAAAGGAGAACUGCCCACUGACGUAAAAAAUUUUACUUUUAAGGAACGUAAUUUCUACACCAGGAAAAUCACUUUGGGAUUGACUUCCAAAAAGACGUCUCUCGACAACGCCAUAUUUGAUUUGCGCAAGAACGGUUUUGGAAGCCAUUGUUCCCAAAAAAAGGGAGACAAUCCUUUCAAGAAGCACAAGAAACCUUUCUACUGCAACAAGGGAAAAGCUUCCCGUUAUGAUUAAUCGUAGUUUCAUAAGUUUAAACCCGUUGGGCCUUUGUACGAAAUUCUAAAUAAAAAAUAAACCAAUUUCUAACA